Drosophila sulfurigaster albostrigata is the source of this 2086-nucleotide messenger RNA. RefSeq names its product LEM domain-containing protein Bocksbeutel. The coding region runs from base 243 to 1475 and encodes 410 amino acids. The record is from RefSeq and is a predicted model, not a curated record. The transcript has a single exon. NCBI's taxonomy places the organism in Eukaryota, Metazoa, Arthropoda, Insecta, Diptera, Drosophilidae.
CAUAGGCGGCAGCUGUACAAGUCGUGAAAUAUUUGUUGUUCCGGUGUAUUUACUAAAUUUAUAUUUUGCAAAAUAUUUCUGUGUUGAAAAGACUUUUCUACUUUAACAAGUGCUGUGAAUAGCUGAAAAACAACAAGUUUAGCAACAAAGUUGAAGGUCGGUCACAUUCGCAUUCAAAAACAGUGACGACAUCGCUAUUUUUGUUUACAUUCGCCAGCAUUUCACAAGUAACUGCAAACACAAUGUCAGACUUGUCCUAUCUGGAUACAAUUUCAAACAAGGAGUUGCACGCCAAGUGCUUGCAGCAUGGACUACCCAACAUACCAGUGACCGAUUCAAGUCGCCAAGUGAUUCUGCGUCGUUUGCGCUCGGCUAUUUUGGGCGUCCCUUUGAACAAGUCGAAGAACAAUAGUGCAGCUGCAUCGAAAAAGAAAGCUCCUAGACGUGAAACAGUCCACAGUAGUAACGUGACACCAGCAGCUGAAACUGUACAGCGCGUUGCUGGUAAAAGCCCAAGUCGAAACAACAACAUACGCCGAACAAUUGCCGCAACUGCUGGAGAUUAUUAUCCGCUAGGCAAUGUAUCGACACGAUCUGUGGAAACGACAACAACCGUCUCCGAUGUGGGAUCACAGUCUGAGGAUGACGAUUAUUACACCAAUCGCCCACAAUAUAAUGAAGUGCAUCGCCCGGUUUCAUUGGGAAAAUCCGAGCUGUUAACCACGUCCUAUACAAGAGGCAUCGAGGGACAGGAAACUCAAUACUCAGUGGACGACGAGCCACAAGCCUACACAUAUCAGCGUCCACACGUGGCUUCCACGCUGCCUGGCUAUCAACAAGAUCGCACAUAUAGCUCCGGUUUGGCUAGAAACCAAAAUCUUACGCAUUCUCUGUUGAACUCGACCAGCUACAACGAGGAUGCCACCGAUUACAACAAUGUGGAACCACAGCGCUACUCCUAUAAUGGAUCUGCAGCCCCAUUUCAAAGUGCGGCUGCAUCAACUUCAGCAGCAACUUCCACGAUUCGACAGCGUCAGACGAUGGGAAGCGUUACUGGAUUUGGCAGAGGUCGUUUAAUCCAACCUACUUAUCGCAUUAACACGCUGUAUCCGCAGCUGAACGAAUUCUAUGAUCAGCCCACAAAUGCUGACGAAUCCAUGGAAGUAGACACAGAUAGCGAGCCAGAAGUUGAAACACAGCAACAACAACAACAACGUUCUUAUGGUCGCCAACCCGUUGAAUCUCCGUAUUUAAGCCGUUUCUCCCGUCAGCUGGAUGCUGGAAAACUUUCAUCGCCCUUGGCCAGGCCACAGAAACGCACGACUUUGGCCAAUGAGGAUGCGCUGGACUCUCCAAUGACGCAGUUUCGUGGACUCUUUAGAUCCUUAGAUCAAAGAUAUCACCUUAAGUUUUACUUCUGUCUGAUGUUGGCUGUUAUGUUCACCACAUUGGUUUAUGUUCUGCUGACGCCAUAAAUAAAAAAGCGUUAUGUUCUUUAAGACUUGUGGUUAUGGUUAAUAAUAUGAUGUUUAGAAUUCAAUAUGCAAACGCUGUAAAGAUAAAUAUAUUGAUAAUGCAAACAAAAUCUGUUGCAAUUGUUAAAUAAAAAAUCAAAUGUUAUGGCCAAUAAUUAAAAUGCUAUAAUCUCAAGUUGGGACUGCAAUUGCUGACGAUGUCAAUUGAUAAGCGACGAGCGCGUGAUUUCCUCCCACUGGCUUUGUUGAACAAAUACUGAAUUCUGUUCUGGUUUCACUUAUUCAUUUUUUUAAAUAUAUAAUUAGAAAAAUGUACUACAUUACAAUUAAUUUAUUAAAUAAACUAAUUAAAUUUAAUUUUUCAGUGUUGUUUUUGUUUUUGUAUUCUUUAAUAUUCUUGUUUUUGUGUCUUGUGUUUCAGUUAUCGGGCAUUGUCUUUAAGCUACUAUUUACACGAUAUUUAAGAGUUGCAACACAAACAAGUGUAAAAUCGUACAACUUGGGAUAGGCGUCGAUAGAAAUGCAUCUUAUGAUUUUGUGGGGUAAAGGAAGAAGUUGGUGUAGCGUGGAGUGGAGUAUGGAAGGAAGAGGAUUAACUGAACUGAACUGAA